Patiria miniata (bat star) is the source of this 1617-nucleotide messenger RNA. RefSeq lists its product as uncharacterized. The record is from RefSeq and is a predicted model, not a curated record. The transcript is spliced from 9 exons. Bases 175 to 1494 code for a protein of 439 amino acids. Gene Ontology annotation, cellular component: cytoplasm; RNA cap binding complex. Gene Ontology annotation, molecular function: translation initiation factor activity; eukaryotic initiation factor 4E binding. Gene Ontology annotation, biological process: positive regulation of translation; regulation of formation of translation initiation ternary complex. NCBI's taxonomy places the organism in Eukaryota, Metazoa, Echinodermata, Asteroidea, Valvatida, Asterinidae.
GUUUCCUUAUAACUCCCCUACCCCUUGACCAACACCAGGGUCGCGCUCUACAGUAUAACACGUGGCCGGUUGAUCGAAACUGUUCUAGUUUCGCCAAGUUGUGGUUGCGUUGUGGUUGUACCCAAGAUCGCCGUACCGACCGGUACAAGAGAGCUAGGAAGACAUCGACAGCGUAUGGAGAUGUUGAGUGAUUCAGGCAAGGCAGCUAGCAACAUGGCAUGCAUGAACACCAGUGGCUUUUCAGCUCGUUCAUUGAUUGGCAAAGGGGCCAACACCAUUCCAGGGUCUCUCGGACCACGAAGCCCAAAGAAAUUACAAGGCUUGGGUAAAACUGUAGAAGCAGAGACAUUGAAGCAAGAGAUGAAGGCGUGCUGCACUCAGUCCAAACAGUCCAUCCCCGUUUCAUCUCAUCAGCCCCCAUCCCAGACAUCCAACUGCAAAGACACACACAGCUUAUGGAAGUCUCUUCAGGACUGCCAUUCCUCCUUAACUGUUGCAAAUCCUCGCCAUUUUGAAUUUGCUGUUGCCAAUCUGUGUUUUCUGCUGAAGGCUUAUGGUAAAGAACUGGAGAAUUAUGUUAAAUCUGAUAUGGAUCAGAUCUUUCAGACGCUACGCAUCCUAGUCCUGGACACCAGUAAGAGACCAACUACUAGGAUGCAACUACUCCGAGUGAUAGAACUGAGAGCCAGGAGCUGGGAUGUUGAACAGUCUACAGAACACACAAAGAAGGGCGUCAUGCAGGUUAAGAUUAAAGCUAGCUCCUGUAAGACACAGUCAACUCAGCCUGGAGAGCCACUCAUCAAACCAGAUACAGCAACUCAAUUGCCCGGCAUCAGUACAGAGCCUACCCCCAAGUCAACUGGAUUUUGGGAUUCCCUGUCAACCAUUCCAGAGUUCAACCCUGACCUUCCUCCUAUCCCCGAGGAGACAGUACCUGUCAGACUUGACUACCUUCCAGGAGAAUUGGACAAAACUCAAGAGACAGUGAAUGUACAAACCUCCCCUGCCCGGUGUUACAACCCCAAAUCUGCCAGGAAAGGAGAGAAAAGGAGGAUGUUGUCACCAUUGAUGGAGACUGUUCCAGAAGGGAGAAGCAUGUAUCAAGAAGCAAAUUCACCCUUGAUUUAUGACAGCCCUAAUGGACCUGCAACUUCACCUGUUGAAUCUCGUCUAGCUUCAGCAGGACGGACACCUAGACUUCCACAAAGAUCGUCAUGCCACUUAGAUCCACCACUGCGAUACAGUCGUGAGUUUCUGCUAGAGUGUUGGGAUUCCCCAUUAUGUAGAGUGAUGCCCCCUGCUCUGCAACACACCAUUCCACACAGCGACAUCUCCUAUCUCAUCAAAAUACCGACAUUCGAAGAUCCAUCAUUCCUUUUGAAGGAUGAUUUGGCACCACCAAACUUCAUAUCCACAGUCCGGGGCCCAUACCCAGAUCAAACCUAUAGAAGGCGUCAUUCAAGCUGGCCCAGUACCACGCAUAAUAAAGUGUAACCAAGCAGUGUUUCAGGUUCUACUUGGAGAUAUCUUCAGGCGUCAUUUUGAAAUUGAGUUGUGAGGCCAUAGAACGUUGAUCCAUGGAGAGGCUUGUUUUCUGUAUCAUGAAGGCAAAUGAAA